AUGACAGGGAAGAGAAACCAAACAACAAGCAGUCCUGUGGGAAGUCCAACAUCUGGUAACAUCUCAGACAGCUCCUCAAAAGAACAAGACAGGUUCCUCCCCAUAGCCAACGUUAGCCGUAUCAUGAAAAGGGCACUCCCAGCCAAUGCCAAAAUCUCAAAGGAAGCCAAGGAAACAGUUCAAGAGUGUGUGUCUGAGUUCAUUAGCUUCAUCACUGGUGAGGCCUCUGACAAGUGCCAGAGGGAAAAGAGGAAGACCAUCAAUGGUGACGAUCUUCUAUGGGCCAUGACAACCCUAGGAUUUGAGAACUAUGUCGGACCCUUAAAGCUCUACCUCAAUAACUACAGGGAAACUGAAGGAGAAAAGAGUUCCAUGGCCAAACAAGAAGAACACUCUCCAACCGAUCAAACUCAUCAAACCAAUGAUGGGGUGCCUCAUUCUGUGACAACCAAAGCAGACUUCAACACUUUCAGUGGUGGCUUCUAUUCUGUGGGGCCUCAAGCAACAGCUCCAAAGAGCUUCACUGAUAUUGGAGGGAUCAACGGUUAUAGAGAAAGCUCCAUGAACAGUGUCAUUUCUCAAAGUGCGGUCAGUGGUGAUCAAGAUGCAAGUGGUAAUAGAUUGAUGCCACCCAACCUACGUUAUAGGGUUGAAUGGUAG
Molecule: messenger RNA, 660 nt
Organism: Sphenostylis stenocarpa
Lineage: Eukaryota; Viridiplantae; Streptophyta; Magnoliopsida; Fabales; Fabaceae
Source: the annotation of a GenBank genome assembly